Messenger RNA from Pestalotiopsis fici W106-1, 1482 nucleotides. RefSeq lists its product as uncharacterized. Bases 1 to 1482 code for a protein of 493 amino acids. NCBI's taxonomy places the organism in Eukaryota, Fungi, Ascomycota, Sordariomycetes, Amphisphaeriales, Sporocadaceae. Gene Ontology annotation, cellular component: oligosaccharyltransferase complex; membrane. The record is from RefSeq and is a predicted model, not a curated record. The transcript has 3 exons.
AUGAAGUCGGUCGCAGCUCUCGCCGUUGGCCUUCUCUCGCUCCUUUCCUCCACAACCGCCAUCACCAACGUCGCCGGCCCAUCAGUAUCCAAGGUCACCCUGCCAUCAACCUUCAAGCCAUCGCAGGUGUUUAAGAACGCUAAUCUCGUUCACGUCAUCUCUUUGGAAAAGAACUUUGCCAAGGAGUCGAUCAAUGUCGUUAUUGAGAAUGUCUCCGAAGAUCCCCAGACCGAGUACUUCCUGCCCUUCACCAGCGACCAGAUGGAAAGAAUCGGCGGAAUUGAGGUGAAGGAUCGCAAGGACUCGACCCUCACUGGAUUCGGCAUCGAUGCCGUCGAGUUUGACCCUCUCAGCGAUACUCAGUUCUACCGAAUCCAACUUCCCAAGGCGAUCGAACCUAAGGCUCAGCAGACCCUGGGCAUCUCAUUCUACUUCCUCAAGGCGUACACCCCUCUUCCAGCGGCAAUUGAGCAAUCUGACAAGCAAUACCUCGUCUACCCCUUCUCCGCAUAUGCUCACUCUGCCUACCCAACAUUGAAGCAGAAGACAGAGGUCAAAUUCUCCUCGGGCGACAUUCCUGACUACACCAAGAUUGCAGGCAGUGGUGACAUCAAGGAGUUCCCUGAGAAGCAGGGAUCGAAGCUCAUCUAUGGACCAUUCCCCGAAGUCCCGGCUGGCGCUGUCUCUCCUGUCCUGGUUCGCUUCGAGUUCACCAAGCCAGUCACUCACGUCUCGUUGCUAGAACGUGACGUUGAGGUCAGCCACUGGGGUGGCAACGUUGCUUUCGAGGAGCGCUACACUCUAUUCAACAGGGGUGCCAACCUGUCUACUCUCUUCAACCGCGUCAAAUGGGCGCAGUCCCAGUACUUUAACCCUCAAUCAUACGCUCUCAGGGAGAUGAAGUUCAGCCUACCGGGCGGCAGCAAGGAUGCAUACUUUACGGAUGUUAUUGGCAACGUUUCGACCUCUCGCUUCCGGUCUAACAGACGUGAGGCGUCGCUUGAGAUCAAGCCUCGCUACCCCAUUUUUGGUGGCUGGAAAUACCCCUUUACGAUUGGCUGGAAUUUGGAUUCCAAGAACUUCCUGAAGAAGAAGUCUGGCGAUGGCUACCUGCUCAAGGUUCCAUUCCUCGAGGGUCCUAAGCAGGCCGAGGGCGUUGAGUACGAGCAGAUUCUUCUGCGAGUACUGCUGCCUGAAGGUGCUGAGAACGUCAAGUACUUUACCUCCAUCCCCGAAUCCUCCAUCAUCGAGUCGACCGUCGACCGCCAAAACACAUACCUCGACACCAUCGGCCGCACAGUUCUUACACUCAAGGCCCGCAAUAUCCCGGAUGAGUUCCGGGACCGGGAGCUCUAUAUCUCGUACGACUACUCGUUCAUUGCCAGCCUCCGCAAGCCUUUUGUCAUCUUUGGAAGCGUGAUUUCUGUCUUUGUUGGAACUUGGCUGCUCUCCAAGGUUGAGGUCAAGUUCUCGACCAAAUAA